Messenger RNA from Sorex fumeus (smoky shrew), 1135 nucleotides. It is a transcript of the gene EEF2KMT, whose product is annotated as eukaryotic elongation factor 2 lysine methyltransferase. NCBI's taxonomy places the organism in Eukaryota, Metazoa, Chordata, Mammalia, Eulipotyphla, Soricidae. The record is from RefSeq and is a predicted model, not a curated record. The coding region runs from base 46 to 1128 and encodes 360 amino acids. The transcript has 8 exons.
CCGGCUUCCGGCGCGUCUCCCGGGCAACGUCCGCCCCGCCCCGCCAUGGCGCCGGAGGAGCGCGCGGGGGCCGCGGGGGUGCUGCGAAGCUUCGAGCGCCGCUUCCUGGCUGCGCGCGCGCUGCGCUCCUUCCCCUGGCAGGGCCUGGAAGAUAAGUUAAAGGGGCCGGCGGGUUCCGAGGUGCUGCUGGGCAUUUUGCAGAAGACCGUCAGGCACCCCGUGUGCGUGAGGCACCCGCCGUCGGUCAAGUACAGACGGAGCUUCCUGUCCGAGCUCAUCCGCAGGCACGAGGCCGUGCAGCCGGAGCCCCUGGACGAGCUGUAUGAGGCGCUGGCAGAAGUGCUGAUGGCCCAGGAGGGGGCCCCGUGCCACCGGAGCUACCUGCUGCCCUCAGGGGACGCAGUCACACUUGCAGAGAGCCCAGCCAUAGUGUCCCAGGGCACCACAGGCCUGGUCACCUGGACUGCCGCGCUCUACCUCGCCGAGUGGGCCCUGGAGAACCCGGACACCUUCGCACACAGGACGGUGCUGGAACUGGGUAGCGGGGCUGGCCUCACGGGCCUCGCCAUCUGCAAGGGCUGCCGGCCUCGCGCCUACAUCUUCAGCGAUGGCCACAGCCGUGUCCUCGAGCAGCUCCGCAGCAACGUCCUGCUCAAUGGCCUCACGCCACAGCCUGGCCCCGCAGCCCCUGACCCCCAGGACACGCAGCUCCCCCAGGUGGCAGUGGCCCAGCUGGACUGGGACCUGGUGACAGGCCCUCAGCUCGCCGCCUUCCAGCCUGAUGUCAUCAUUGCUGCAGAUGUGCUGUACUGCCCCGAGACCACACGCUCCCUAGUGGGCGCCCUGCAGCGACUGGCCAGGUGCCAGGGACACCCAUGGACUCCUGACGCCUACGUGGCCUUCACCGCACGCAACCCAGACACAUGUCGGCUGUUCACUGAGGAGCUGGGCCGGGCUGGGAUCCCAUGGGAGAAACUGCCUCAGCACAACCGGUGCCUGUUUGCCUACGACGAGGAGACGGUGGAGACGUCGAUUCUGAAACUGACACUGGGGGGCCCCCCCAGAACCCACUCGUCCCAGGGUGGGAUGUCUCUGGACACACACGGGGGACCCCAAACGUGCGAAUAAAGUCCGU